UUUUGUUUUUUCUUUGAUUUUCUAUCACUGUGUGCGUUGUGUACGCCAACCUGCGGGUGGCAACAACACGCUAAGAAACGUCUAGUCUGCCCGGAAAUCCAAGGGGAGGGAGAAACAACAACGAUGGCGGACAGGUUAACGCAACUUCAAGAUGCAGUCAAUUCGGUACGAUAAAUUUUUUAUUCAGCUAUUAUUACACCCCACAAACGAUUUCAUGGUCAGCAAAUUGUCAUGUCACGUUUAGGUUGACUGACUUCUUAGUAUUUAGAAGUGGACUAGGCUGAAUAAUGACAGCUAGCUAGUUGGCUAAGUUCUCGGUUGCAAGGUUUGCUGAGCUAACGUUAGCUAUCUAACAAACAAUCACGUUAUUUAAUGUCUUAUGUUUUGUUAAAUCAAUAUGCUCAUGACAGUAUUUUCAUGACAUGUGUUUUUGAUGUCAUUCAGCUUGCUGAUCAGUUUUGCAAUGCAAUCGGGGUGCUGCAGCAGUGUGCGCCGCCUGCUUCGUUCAACAACAUUCAAACAGCAAUCAACAAGGACCAGCCAUCUAACCCCACUGAGGGUAAGGACCUGUCCUAAGCUCAGAUGUUAACUGUAAUAUUAGAUCCAAGUGGGAUACCGUUGGGGCAUGUUUGCCUUUGGGCCAGGCAACCUGAGUUCAAGACUUAAACCCACCGUUUGCUACACUGGUGUCAGAAGUGGGAUGUACUCCACAGAAAUAGAAUCAUUAAUUCUAUUUCUAUGAUGUACUCUCCUGUGAUGCAGUUGGAGGCAAGGACGGACGUAGGAAGGCACUUGCAAGAAAGUUGAAGUGCUUCCCGUUCUGAGGGGUUUGUGUAACGAACCUAGCCAAUGUAAGUCUGUUACGACCUUCCCCAAGUUGGAGCAGUGGUCAGUGUGUUUGCCUUCGGACGGGGUGACCCAAAUUCAAGACACACCCUUGCCAUUCGCUUACAUUAUAUGUUAGCCACUAGCAAUGUGAAAGUCAUUUUUGACACUUUGUUGAUACAAAUGUAAUCUCAUGUCGCCCAAAUAUGAUACAAUUUGACGGAAAUCACGACUUUGACCGCACAGCGCUAUUUGCAUAUGAAACGUUUACGGAUUACACCUUUCAUUUGUAAUGGGGUUGUUUUUUCUUUCCCUAGAGUAUGCACAACUAUUUGCUGCACUGAUUGCCCGGACAGCUAAGGAUGUGGACGUGCUGAUUGACUCACUGCCCAGUGAGGAGUCCACGGCAGCUCUACAGGUAUGGAGGUUGAAUUGACUCCUGUGAUUCAACAGGAGUGGAAAACCUCCAACUAGAGUGCUAUUCCCAUGUUGAAAAUUAUUAUAGUGUGUUCUUUCAAGUGAAAGCGAUAGUUCACUUCUAAUUCUGUAUUGCUAUACUCUUACUUUGAAAAUAGCAUAUGGGGCCUGGGGGAGGACUGGCUGGAAUCUGUAACUACUUUGGUUGCAAUCCAAGUCAGACUUGUAAGUAGCUAUCAUUAGCAUUGGUUACCAUAGCCCUGCCCCGGACAUACAAACAAAUGGCUUGGGUAAAUCGCCUUAUAAGAGGUGGGAGUAUUGACACUCCACUCUCACUUUGGCACACAUUACUUCAAUAAGUUCAGCCUCAAAUAACUACAAUUUCUAUACAUUUUGUAUGGAGAUUUGAUGGACUUUCUUCCCUCUCUCGUUUUUCCCCUCACCCCCUCUCCCCUCCUCCACCUUCCUUGUCUUACUCCCUGCCCCUCUCCCUAGGCGGCCAGUCUGCGGCAGUUGGAGGAGGAGAAUCAUGAUGCAGCGGCACGUCUUGAGGAGGUGGUAUACCGAGGGGACUUGCUACUGGAGAAGAUCCAAGGUGCCCUGGCUGAUAUUGCUCAGUCACAACUUCGUACUCGCAGUGGAGGGCCCAGCCAGCCCACACCGCCCGAAUCAUGA
Coregonus sp. 'balchen' is the source of this 1917-nucleotide messenger RNA. The record is from the annotation of a GenBank genome assembly. NCBI's taxonomy places the organism in Eukaryota, Metazoa, Chordata, Actinopteri, Salmoniformes, Salmonidae.